AUGCAACGCGCUAAGGACCUUCGAAGCAUACUCGAUGACACUGAGAAGAUCUCCAAAGCUGUGAUGUUGGCAUCGACAACAAUGUCAAUGCUUAACGCCAUGAUGCAAAGCCAGGCAAACCAGCUGCCAAAACGUGGCUCGCCACAAAACGAGGCAUACCUGUCAGAGUUCGAGAGGUGUUCUCAGAGUGGGUUGGACCGGACAUCCCAUUGGCCGCGGAGGAAGGAAGUUCCGGGCGCGGACGGCACCUCGCUGCGCCACAGCUGUGGCCUCUGCGAGCAGCUCGCGGAGCAGCUUACGCCGGCGAUAGAGACGCUCGAAAACAGCCUGGGAACUGCCUUGGAUGCUGCCCGUUCAGAGGUGAACAAGCAGCUCACCGGCGACAAGCUCGAGGACGGGACGCGCAUGAUGUUGUCGCCCAAGUGA
Molecule: messenger RNA, 426 nt
Organism: Symbiodinium natans
Lineage: Eukaryota; Dinophyceae; Suessiales; Symbiodiniaceae
Source: the annotation of a GenBank genome assembly